GUCGAAAUCGUAUUGGAUCGGCCAAUUCGUCACGAGAUCAUUCUCGAGGACGGGGCCGUAUCCCCGUGCGAAUGUAUCUACUGCAUGAGCGAGGAGGAAAAGUGCUACAAACACAACUCGAUGACCUCAUUGCCAAGAGCUCGAUUCCCCCUAGCGGUGCACCCAUUCUCUUCGUCUGGAAGGAGAACAAGGAGUUAUGCAUUGACUAUCACAGGCUUAAUGCUCAAACCGUUAAGAAUGUCGGUCCGCUCCCACGCAUCGACGAUCUUCUCGAACGCUUGGGCGUCGCCCAAUACUUCUCCAAGUUGGACCUCAAGGCGGGUUACCACCAGCUCGAGAUCCAUCCAAGAGAUGGUUACAAAAACGCGUCUAAGACACGGUACGGGCAGUUCGAGUGGGUUGUAAUGCCGUUCGGCCUCACGAAUGCCCCGACCACCUUCCAAGCGGCAAUGACAACGGAGUUUCGUGACAUGCUCAACCAGUUCGUUUUUAUCAAUCUGGACGACAGUUUGGUGAAUAGCCGGACCUUGGAAGAGCGCAUUGCGCAUCUACGCGCUGUUUUGGACAGGCCACGUAUGACCAAGUAUGAGGCCAACCGAGCCAAGUGCGAAUUCGCACAACAAGAGCUCGUGUACUUGGGCCACUUUGCGCCACCGCAAGGCAUCCGUCCGCUUGUGGACAAGAUCAAGGCCAUCCAAGAUUGGUUGGAACCGACCAACACCAUGAAAGGUUGCUCUUUUAUGGGAUUGGUCGGGUACUAUCAACACUUCAGCGACGGAUACGCACGGAUUGACGCACCCUUGUCAAGAUUGCAGUCUUUAAAAGUGCCCUUCAAUUUCACCGACGAAGUUCGAAGUUCGCUCCAUAAAUUGAAGACGGCGUUGCUUCUUGCUGUUGUCUUGAGUAUCUACAAUCCCAAUCCCACCUUGCUGACGAGAGUGACUACGAACGCUUCCGGCUACGGCAUGGGUGCAGUUUUGGAACAACACGACGGAGUAGAUUGGCAUCCGGUUGAGUACUUCAGCCAAAAGGUGCCUCCCAUCAACUCAGUUGAUGAUGCGCGAAAGGAGUUGCUCGCUUUUGUCACGGUACUCGAACUUCCUUCUCGGCCGUCCGACCGCACCGCUCAUUUUAUGUCGGCAUUUUGGAUUGCUCUCAUGAAGGAGCCCGACACCGAGAUGAAACCGAGUUCGGCUCGACAUCCACAAACGGACGGGCAAACGGAGCAGGCACAUCAAACCAUUCAAAUGAUGCUUCGUCUUAUCCGUCCGGAUCAAAAGGAUUGGGUUGACCGCCUCCUCGACGUCGAGUUUGCCUACAACACUUCGUUGCAUCCGGUGAUCGGCGUGACUCCAUUCGGGGUGCAUCAUGGUGGUCGGAAGGGCGGUAUCUUUGCUGACCUCCCAUUCCCACGGGCUGCUGACAAUGAAGCCACUUGCUCUCCCGCAUCCAUUUGGAAGUAUUGGGACUUGUUGGCUAAAGCCCGCGCCAACAUGCAAAAGGCUCAAGUCCGCAUGCAACAGCAAGCCAAUCGGCGUUGCGUGUCGUGCCCCAUCCGCGUCGACGACCUUGUUUUGGUCUCCACGGAGGAGUUUGCGCUUGAACAAGACGUAUCGCGCAAGCUACUUCCAAAGUGGUUUGGACCAUGGACCGUCACUGCAGCCGCAGGCGAUGAGCCCGAUGACCCUUCUUUUGUGAUCUGUUCGUACAUCUCGCAUUGCAUUAGGAAUGGACAGCACCUCCCUGUCUGUAAGACGGACAAGGUAGAAGAAGAAACUAGCCCGGCCUCUGCUAGCCAUGAGGAAGGAAAGGAGAAGGAAGGCGAACUCCCUCAGCCUCUGCUGCAUUUCUUUCUUAAUGAAAUGACCCAAUCCAUUCUCGGAAAUGGCAGCCAGUUUCUGGAUCAGGGGGGGUAUGUCCACGGGAAGAAGGUUGGCAAUGGGUUGUCUGGGGGGAAUCUGGAUCAGGAGUCUUGCAGAUAAGGGCGUGUUUGUGCGCGGCAGUAUGUAACUAGUGUGGUUCGGAUUAUGGGCAGCUGCGUCCUUGAAAUGAAAGUGUAAGGGUGAG
This is a messenger RNA of Chara braunii, 2067 nucleotides long. The record is from the annotation of a GenBank genome assembly. Lineage: Eukaryota; Viridiplantae; Streptophyta; Charophyceae; Charales; Characeae.